Molecule: messenger RNA, 4671 nt
Organism: Gorilla gorilla gorilla (western lowland gorilla)
Lineage: Eukaryota; Metazoa; Chordata; Mammalia; Primates; Hominidae
Gene: IKZF3
Product: IKAROS family zinc finger 3
Exons: 8
Coding region: 168-1697 (509 amino acids)
Biological process (GO): regulation of transcription by RNA polymerase II
Molecular function (GO): RNA polymerase II cis-regulatory region sequence-specific DNA binding; DNA-binding transcription factor activity
Source: RefSeq, a predicted model, not a curated record
UCGCCGGCUCCUGCCCUUUUCAGUCUGCGCCGACGCGGCUGCCGGAUCCCGGGGACUCCCCGCGCCGGGAAUCUCCCGCCAGCUGCGCGCUGAGUCCAGGCGACGGCAGGAGCACGUGGAGAGGCCGGGUAGCCACAGCAGCAGCUCCAGCCCGGCCCGGCAGCGACAUGGAAGAUAUACAAACAAAUGCGGAACUGAAAAGCACUCAGGAGCAGUCUGUGCCCGCAGAAAGUGCAGCGGUUUUGAAUGACUACAGUUUAACCAAAUCUCAUGAAAUGGAAAAUGUGGACAGUGGAGAAGGCCCAGCCAAUGAAGAUGAAGACAUAGGAGAUGAUUCAAUGAAAGUGAAAGAUGAAUACAGUGAAAGAGAUGAGAAUGUUUUAAAGUCAGAGCCCAUGGGAAAUGCAGAAGAGCCUGAAAUCCCUUACAGCUAUUCAAGAGAAUAUAAUGAAUAUGAAAACAUUAAGUUGGAGAGACAUGUUGUCUCAUUCGAUAGUAGCAGGCCAACCAGUGGAAAGAUGAACUGCGAUGUGUGUGGAUUAUCCUGCAUCAGCUUCAAUGUCUUAAUGGUUCAUAAGCGAAGCCAUACUGGUGAACGCCCAUUCCAGUGUAAUCAGUGUGGGGCAUCUUUUACUCAGAAAGGUAACCUCCUCCGCCACAUUAAACUGCACACAGGGGAAAAACCUUUUAAGUGUCACCUCUGCAACUAUGCAUGCCAAAGAAGAGAUGCGCUCACGGGGCAUCUUAGGACACAUUCUGUGGAGAAACCCUACAAAUGUGAGUUUUGUGGAAGGAGUUACAAGCAGAGAAGUUCCCUUGAGGAGCACAAGGAGCGCUGCCGUACAUUUCUUCAGAGCACUGACCCAGGGGACACUGCAAGUGCGGAGGCAAGACACAUCAAAGCAGAGAUGGGAAGUGAAAGAGCUCUCGUACUGGACAGAUUAGCAAGCAAUGUGGCAAAACGAAAAAGCUCAAUGCCUCAGAAAUUCAUUGGUGAGAAGCGCCACUGCUUUGAUGUCAACUAUAAUUCAAGUUACAUGUAUGAGAAAGAGAGUGAGCUCAUACAGACCCGCAUGAUGGACCAAGCCAUCAAUAACGCCAUCAGCUAUCUUGGCGCCGAAGCCCUGCGCCCCUUGGUCCAGACACCGCCUGCUCCCACCUCGGAGAUGGUUCCAGUUAUCAGCAGCAUGUAUCCCAUAGCCCUCACCCGGGCUGAGAUGUCAAACGGUGCCCCUCAAGAGCUGGAAAAGAAAAGCAUCCACCUUCCAGAUAAGAGCGUGCCUUCUGAGAGAGGCCUCUCUCCCAACAAUAGUGGCCACGACUCCACGGACACUGACAGCAACCAUGAAGAACGCCAGAAUCACAUCUAUCAGCAAAAUCACAUGGUCCUGCCUCGGGCCCGCAAUGGGAUGCCACUUCUGAAGGAGGUUCCCCGCUCUUACGAACUCUUCAAGCCCCCGCCCAUCUGCCCAAGAGACUCCGUCAAAGUGAUCAACAAGGAAGGGGAGGUGAUGGAUGUGUAUCGGUGUGACCACUGCCGCAUCCUCUUCCUGGACUAUGUGAUGUUCACGAUUCACAUGGGCUGCCACGGCUUCCGUGACCCUUUCGAGUGUAACAUGUGUGGAUAUCGAAGCCAUGAUCGGUAUGAGUUCUCGUCUCACAUAGCCAGAGGAGAACACAGAGCCCUGCUGAAGUGAAUAUCUGGUCUCAGGGAUUGCUCCUACGUAUUCAGCAUCGUUUCUAAAAACCAAUGACCUCGCCUAACAGAUUGCUCUCAAAACAUACUCAGUUCCAAACUUCUUUUCAUACCAUUUUUAGCUGUGUUCACAGGGGUAGCCAGAGAAACACUGUCUUCCUUCAGAAAUUAUUCGCAGGUCUAGCAUAUUAUUACUUUUGUGAAACCUUUGUUUUCCCAUCAGGGACUUGAAUUUUAUGGAAUUUAAAAGCCAAAAAGGUAUUUGGUCAUUAUCUUCUACAGCAGUGGAAUGAGUGGUCCCGGAGAUGUGCUAUAUGAAACAUUCUUUCUGAGAUAUAUCAACCACACGUGGAAAAGCCUUUCAGUCAUACGUGCAAAUCCACAAAGAGGAAGAGCUGACCAGCUGACCUUGCUGGGAAGCCUCACCCUUCUGCCCUUCACAGGCUGAAGGGUUAAGAUCUAAUCUCCCUAAUCUAAAUGACAGUCUAAGAGUAAGUAAAAGAACAGCCAUAAAAUAAAUAUCUGUUACGAGUAACUGAAGACCCCAUUCUCCAAGCAUCAGAUCCAUUUCCUAUCACAACAUUUUUUUAAAAUGUCAUCUGAUGGCACUUCUGCUUCUGUCCUUUACCUUCCCAUCUCCAGUGAAAAGCUGAGCUGCUUUGGGCUAAACCAGUUGUCUAUAGAAGAAAAUCUAUGCCAGAAGAACUCAUGGUUUUAAAUAUAGACCAUCAUCGACACUCCAGAAAUUUGUCCACUGUGGAUGAUGACAUCGCUUUCCUUUGGUCAAGGUUGGCAGAGCAAGGGUAUAAAGGGGGAAAUUGUUUGGCAGCACCAACAGAAAACAAACAAACAAACAAAAAACAGCUACCUAAAACUUCUUGAAAGAGUUCAUGGAGAAUUGGUGAUACAGACCCAAAGCAAAUUUGCCAAUGAUUUUUUUCCACAAAAAAAGUCCAAAAAGUAUGGCUCAGCCUCCCCCUCCCCACAGGAGAGGAACUGGAGAUAGAUGGCAUGUGUGUUUAGAUCGGAGUUGAGCUCCGGAAUGGGGUGAGGAGGGACACCUCUAUUGAGAGGUUCUCCUUGAUCAGGCAGGCUUCGGCCCUUUUUUUCCCAUUUAAAUGGAACUGCUGUAUUCCAUGAAAAUUCCUGAAAGUCUGAUCACGGUUCUGCAGAUGUAUAAGUCAUCCUUGUCACUCAUAAUGUGUACAUACUAUCAGGAGGAGUGCUGUUAUCAUGGUAAAAUUAGCACUGGAAUAGGAGGUCACAAAAUGCUUGCUAAUUAGCUGUGUGACUUUGAGUAAAUCGUUUAACUUUUUUUUUUUUUUUUUUUGAGACAGGAUCUCACUCUGUUGCCCAGGCUGGAGUGCAGUGGUAGAAUCAUGGCUCAGUGCAGCCUCGACCUCCCCAGGCUCAGGUGAUCCUCCCACCUCAGCCUCUUGAGUACUGGGACAACAAGUGCACACCACCAUGUCUGGCUAAAUUUUGUUCUUUUUGUAGAGAUAGGGGUCUCACUAUGUUGCCCAUGCUGGUCUUGAACUCCUGGGCUCAAGCCAUCAGCCCGCCUCAGCCUCCUAAAGUGCUGGGAUUACAGGUGUGAGCCACCACACCCAGCCUUAUUUAACUCUUAAAACUCAGUUUCCAGCCAGGCUCGGUAGCUCACACCUGUAAUCCCAACACUUUGGGAAGCCGAGGCAGGCGCAUCAUUUGAGGUCAGGAGUUCGGGACCAGCCUGACCCACAUGGUGAAACCCUGUCUCUACUAAAAAUACAAAAAUUAGCUGGGCAGUAGUGGCACACGCCUGUAAUCCCAGCUACUCCGGAGGCUGAGGCAGAAAAAUCGCUUAAGCCUGGGAGGUUGAGGUUACGGUGAGUGGAGAUCGCACUACUGCACUCCAGUCUGGGCGACAGAGUGAGACCCUGUCUCAAACAAAACAAAACAAAAACAAACAAACAAAACCAAAAAAAACUCAGUUUCCUCAUCCAUAAAAUAGGAAUUAGAUUUCAAUGUUCUCUUAGGUCCCUUCUAGCUUUAACUCGUAUGUGAUUAUGCAGUAACCACAAGGUAUUUUUUAAACCUCCUAAUGUAUGGAUAUUAAGCAGAAGAGUAUUUAUAUGAAUACAUGUUUCACAUUCCUUUGGUAUGAAAAUGGUGUGUUAAGUUUUUCCUUUAACCACUGAGUUGUGAAUGUGAAGAAGGUGGUGGAGAGGAACAAAAAACAGAAAGGUAUUUUGAUCUUGCCACAAAGCAUACACACACAUUGGCACAUGCAGCUGUUUGCCAAAGCCUUCUUUUUUUUUUUUCCUUUUUAAGAAAUUAUGUUAGGGAAAAUAAAUUCUGCUUCCAGGGACAACUUCAUGGAGCCUAUUUACAAAUUAAGAGUCAGCUUUGUGAACAUUUCUACCAGAGCCAAGAAUCCCAAAUUCCUGGUAGAUUAGUGUUUUAUUUCUAAGGGGCUUAUGCAUUCGGCUCCAACUCAACUCGUCUAUGUGCUGCCAGUAAUUAAAAUGUUCCACCUCAGACUGCACAAAUGGCUUAUCCUUCUUUGUGGCAUGGCGUCUGUCUCAGGAAAAAAGGUUUUAUGAAAUUCCAUGGCAACAGUCCCAACAUGUUUGAGACUUCAGCUAAAGGAAUGGAUGUAUUUUGGUGUGUAGUCUUCAGUAUAUCACUGUAUUUCCGUAAUACUAGACUCCAAGCUAUGCCAGAUUGCUUAUUCCCUUUGUGAAAGAGGAGUUGCUCAUUACUUUCUUGAAAUAUCACACAUCCUGUUGGUUCUUCAAGGGACAAGAGAAAGAGAAUUUGGAAGCAGGGAUUAGUAGAAGAGAAAACGAGGGAAAGGAAGCCUUUCCACCAGAUUAGUGUUCAAGUCUUUGCAGAGGAGACCAACUUUUUUUGUUUUCUUUUGUUUUGAGACAGUCUCUCGCUCUGUUGCCCAGGCUGGAGUGCAGUGGCGCGAUCUCGGCUCACGGCAACCUCUG